GGAACAUCCACCGUCUCUAUUUCCUCUUCCAUCGGUUUUCAAAAUUCAAUUCAUUCAAGUUUUGUUAUAAAUUGGAAAUUCGCAAGUGAGGUCUCGUUGAGACCAAAGGAGCAAACCGCUCCCCCUUUGGCUCUUAUCUUGCAUAUCGAGUUUAUCGCUGAAUUGUAGUUGUGAGAAAUUGUGAGUUAUUUUGAAUUUUCCAAGGAGGAAUGCGGCACGCAGCGACUGAGGAUACGAUGAAGGAGAACUUGAUGAAGCAAGAUAUGAAGAUUGACUGGGAGGGUAAUCGACCGGAGGAGGGUUCACCUGUUGUACCCAGAACUGCUGAGGAACAGGCGGUGGAGAGUCCUCAGAGUGUUAUCACAACUAGAAGACACGUGCGGACAAUUACCACUACUGGACACAUCACGGAGACUAUUGCUGAGGGGGAACCUCAUUCACCAGUACCCAGUCCUUCUGAGAAAUCCAAUAGUAUGCAGAUGGUACCGGAGGGACAUCAGGGACAUCAGAACAGGGAGGGCUUCCAGGAGCAGCAUUCGCAGUUUAUUCACAUUAAUCAGGAGAGCCCGGGGGAGCAGAGGAGCAUUGACCAGCAUCAAGUGAUCUAUAAUAAUGGAGAUGAACUCCAGGUGGAGAAUCGAGAGGCUGAAGGACAGGCUCUUGGUAUAACUAUCAAAGAUCAAGCUCGCUACGGAACCCCUGCAUCAGAGAGAACAGAAGUGGACAGGGUGUACAUCUCCUACGAGGAGAACGACACCCGUCGUGGUGGUCCUGUAAUAACAGUACAAGUGCCCGAUCCAAGACGUCAUCAGUCGCGAUUCAGUCCCCAGGAGAAUGGCCAGGUGACGAGAUAUCAGAAUUCUCCAGCAUCGGGGGAGGACUAUGAGGCGAGCGCCAUGGUUUCUCAUCCACCUACAGUUCACAUACCAUCACCAGCCCAUCCUUAUUCACCACCUGUGGAGACCAUCAGAACCAACCAGCAACAAUUGGGAUCCACCUACACCGCGACUACCAUCAAGUACGAUGUGACUGCUCCAGUGGCCACAGACAAUUUGAAAACCAACAGCACUUACACUACCCUUGAACCUGUUGCACUACCUCCAGCACAGACUGUUCAGUAUACACCAUUCGUUGCUGAUGGUUUUCAGUCCAGCAGUUAUGCUUAUGCUAAACCUGGUGACAUCACUUACUUGGCUUAUCCCAGUGGACAGGCCAAUUUCAGGACUGGAGAGGUCGAAUCAAGAGUCUACAUAAAGGGUGACCCCACCCUGACCUCAUCAUCCUUAAUUCCCACAAGAACGCAGCUUCACUACGAGCAGCCAGGAUCCCCCAAUUCCCAAGUGACUAUCUAUCCAGGAUCCACUCAGGCCUUUCAGUACGUGAAGACCUCUGGUGAGACUUAUUGGGCGCCUCCUCCGAGCUCCACGUCACCACCGACACUGGGUUACGUCGAGGGAUAUCCCAUUCCCAUCACAACGAGUGACGCAGGUACCAUGAUGUACUCUGGAGGUGGUUACACUGUUGCUGGGGACAAUGGUCCGUCUUCUCCAUGGCCCACUAUACCAGUCAGCGCUUCUGACGAGGCAUUUGAUCACCAGUUGAUUCCAGUUGACACUAAGGAAUGCGUCAACUGCGCUGCCAGCAUGACACCCUUGUGGAGAAGAGAUGGCACUGGACAUUACUUGUGCAAUGCCUGUGGGAUUUACAACAAGAUGAACGGUGCCAACAGACCUCCCAUGAGGUGCGGAGGCAAAAUUAAACAGAGUAUCGCACCUAGUGGUCGUAGAACGGGAGUGUUGUGCGCUAAUUGCAGAACAAGCAACACAACAUUGUGGAGAAGGAACAACAACGGCGAGCCCGUUUGCAAUGCCUGUGGCCUCUACUUUAAGCUCCACAACGUGAACAGACCGAUGAGUAUGAAAAAGGAUGGGAUUCAGACGAGGAAGAGGAAACCGAAGAAUCACACGGGGAUGGGGAGUGGAUUGGCUGGAUCCAGUGGUAUCCACAAGACCGAGAUGAAGUCAAACCUACUCGUGGACUCGAAGCGGCAGUUGAGUAUGUACGGGGGUGGGGUCGUUGAUGGGUUUGAGGAACAUCAUUAUCUAGCAAUGACAACAGCCCAUAUGGGGCACGCGCAUUCACCCCUCGCAUUGCCCUCAGCUGCUGCACUCAAUCGUCAGACAACCCUUACUGUGCCCCCAUUAGAGCCGAUAACAAGUUAAAUCCGCACUUCGAUCGGUCGUGAGCUCAACAAGGCAUAAUAAACCGACUGUUGAUAAUUCCUGACAGUCCCAUGGAAAUGCCUGCCUGAUCAGCUCCGAUCAUCGAUGGUAUUCCCGGAGGGAGUCGCCAUCUUCUGGGCAAUAACAAAAUUAUAUAUACCAAGAACAAGAACAACAGCAGCGCGGGUUUAUUCUUUAUCAAUUAGUUAAAUAAUUCGGUGAUUGCCAAUGAGCAGAUCUUUUCUGCACAUUAUGAUAUGAUUUCACCACGAAUGAAAAAUCCGACAAUUGAGUGAAUUGAAAAUUAAGAAAAAUUAUAAUUGAUCAUAAAAUGAUCGUAAACGGUAGCUGUGAAUGGAAAGGAAGAAGAUUUUUUUGAUUAUUUUUUUAAUCCCUAUGUUAGCUAAUGGAAUUCAAAAUUUAUGGAAUUUUUCCCUCCAGUUUCCUGCAAAUAGGGAAAACUCUAUUUUUCAGGGAAGAAUUGAGUCCUUUAUUUGUUUGCAACGAACUUAUCGGGAAAUUUCCGAUAAUUUUGAAUUUCUUGUGGUAAAAAAUGGCAGAGAUGGGGCGAGAAAUUUAAGGAAAUAACUCGUAAAAUUGACGCGCAUUGAUAUCAAAUUUUUGUAGAGAUCAGAAGAAAUAGUGCGGAGAGAAUAGUAUAUUCCCCAUUCUUUUGUGUGAAUAAUGAUCAAUUUGAUACCCCAGUAAGGCAGAACCCACAGAAUUUACGCCUGUCUGUUAUCACCCCAUGCACUGAUAGUACGAUUCAUUUAUCGCUAACGAAGAGUUUGGUAACGAAUACUAGAUUUAAAUAUGACUAAAGAAAUAGUCGUUAAUGGUUAAAAACGACUCGUUAAUAAAACUCUGGGUUAUAAUUGUAAAUAAUAGUAUUUCUCCCAUUUCCAUGGUUCAUUCAAACAAGCUGUGUAUUAAUAAUUAACAGUUGAACCUGAAACGCACAAAUGAAUUUUUCUAUCAGUACUGAGUUGACGGAUUCUGGUGCUGUGUCGGUGAUUGUACAUAGAUUUUAUACAUUUGUCCAAAGAUUUGUGUUAGUUUUAAUUAUUUUAAAUCCCAUCUUAACAAAUAUUUUAAUAUAUUUCACUGUGUAGGUAUUCGCUUUGAGAU
Messenger RNA from Fopius arisanus, 3350 nucleotides. RefSeq lists its product as uncharacterized. The transcript is spliced from 8 exons. The record is from RefSeq and is a predicted model, not a curated record. Bases 210 to 2222 code for a protein of 670 amino acids. Gene Ontology annotation, biological process: positive regulation of transcription by RNA polymerase II; cell fate commitment; negative regulation of transcription by RNA polymerase II. NCBI's taxonomy places the organism in Eukaryota, Metazoa, Arthropoda, Insecta, Hymenoptera, Braconidae. Gene Ontology annotation, molecular function: RNA polymerase II cis-regulatory region sequence-specific DNA binding; zinc ion binding; DNA-binding transcription factor activity, RNA polymerase II-specific.